UUGGCAGCUGCCGGCCCAAGCUUCGAACACGUGUCGCAAGUGCCGUCCCAAGCUUUGUAAGCAUGCCCGAGAUGAAGCCAAUGACUCCUGGACUCGUGUCCCAGCGCAUGUCUUCAAAAGAAUCCAAGAAGAGCGACAUCACGGGAGUUGAAUCCACCACCGUGGGCAACAACUCGCCCCGCUCGGAGGCCAGCGCAGUGGAGAAGCCCACCUUGCCCCUGCAGAAGCGCGAGAACGUGGCCUGGUGCGACAUCAGGGAUGAGGAGGAGUUUGAAGAUUUCGGCGACUCGAUGCCCAUCUCGCCGUCGGUGAAGAGCACCGCCACCACGCCCUCCCGCAGCGGGCGCCGGGCCGAGCGCCGGGCAAGGCGCCGCAAGGAGGCGCAGAAGGCUGCGCAGCAGCAGGUGAACUCCCGAGGGCCCAGCGCCGUGACUUUCGCGGAGCUUGGCGUGGAGUGCAGCCAGAGCAUUGGUGGAGCGGCCAUGUCGCCUUCAAUGGAGGGAAACUGGCCAGGUAUCAUGAGUACUGCCCCUGCGGACCAGCCAAAAGCCGCACUCUUCCUGCCCCCAGGAGCCUUGAGCUACACCGGCUGCUCUCCCACCGCCAAGCCUUCCGAUGCCUCCGCCAGGGGCUAUCCUUUCGCAUCGCCCAACGCUGGGGUGGCAACCCCGGACGUGUCCAAACGCCUGCUCCUGGCGACUUCUCCUAAGGCUCCUGUGAAUUAUGGCGAUGCCUCUUCCCGCACACCCUGCCAAUCCCCACCAAGCUGGACCGCGGACGUGCCAUCACCUUGCAGGGCACGGAUGAAUAUGCGCAGCUUCGUGUCAGCGGCCUCACCCAGUAGUGGCAUGCUGCCGACAUCUCCGUCCGUGGUGCCCCGCCGUCAACGAGAUCCAUCCACCAUGGCCGGAAUGAGCCCAGUCAGCCCAGAGGUGAAGACGCUUCGCCAACUCAUGGGAUCCCAGGGCUUGGAGACCGGGGAAGAGCUGGCAGCACGCUUGCAAGCAGCAGCUCCCGAAAGCUACGAGGACUGAGCUCGCAGGCCUACCAAGACGCAUCGUCACUGAAGACAUCGUGCACUUGCGGGUGUUUUUGCACAGGGUCAGUAUGGGUCAGUAUAGAGUGGCGUCCCU
Effrenium voratum is the source of this 1133-nucleotide messenger RNA. Lineage: Eukaryota; Dinophyceae; Suessiales; Symbiodiniaceae. The record is from the annotation of a GenBank genome assembly.